AUGGAUGAAGCAGCUUUCAUGGCAGUGAAAUAUGGAAUACAAUCGGGGCAUGCAAUACUAUAUGAUCAACAAACAAAGGUCCAAUGGAGUAAAUAUGUCUGGGAGAGAUGCAAUAUACCGAAACACAGAUACAUUCUAUGGCUGACGUUACACCAGAAGCUGAAAACUAGAGACUACCUCAAUAAACACUGUCAGGUAGUGGACAAAAUGUGCUUGCUGUGUGGGAAUCAUACAGAAGAGAUAUCACAUCUAUUUUUUCAAUGUGAUUACAGCAGAUUAUGUCUUGUGAAAUUGAAAGAGUGGAUUGGCUGCAGAGCUCAAACAGGGAAUUAUCACACACUAUUGCGUUGGAUCUCCAAAGCAAAACACCUUACUAAACUCAGGAGAAGUUUUUACAUAGCUGCUGUAUCAGCUCUAGUGUACCAUAUUUGGAGAGUCAGAAAUGAUGUGUUGUGGUCCUCUAAGAUAUGGCAUGUCAAUCAUACAAUGGAGGUCAUUAAGAGAGAGCUAAAAUUGAGACUUACUGUAAUGUAUAAAGGGAAACAAAAUAGGGAUAAAGAAUGGUAUCAGAAAUUGUAA
Molecule: messenger RNA, 579 nt
Organism: Humulus lupulus (European hop)
Lineage: Eukaryota; Viridiplantae; Streptophyta; Magnoliopsida; Rosales; Cannabaceae
Exons: 1
Coding region: 1-579 (192 amino acids)
Source: RefSeq, a predicted model, not a curated record